Molecule: messenger RNA, 1752 nt
Organism: Aaosphaeria arxii CBS 175.79
Lineage: Eukaryota; Fungi; Ascomycota; Dothideomycetes; Pleosporales
Product: flap endonuclease 1
Exons: 2
Coding region: 278-1459 (393 amino acids)
Cellular component (GO): nucleus; cytoplasm
Molecular function (GO): 5'-flap endonuclease activity; DNA binding; 5'-3' exonuclease activity
Source: RefSeq, a predicted model, not a curated record
CUAAGAGAAAGAUGCGUAGUUCAAAUUUUAUUCCAACCUGUCGAAGGAAAUCUGUGGCGUUAGCAACCAACCCAUUUUGGGUAAUAAUAUGCCAAGACAUCUAAGGCUGAAGGUCGUGAUCGCGCGCCGCGGAAGUCGCGAACGCGACGUGACGCAAGAGCACUAACCUCGUUCUCCUCUCAUAGAAAUUCCCCUCUCUUCCUCGAUCAAUCAUCUGACUGCUUUACCACUCUUUCUUCACUCGCCUUCACGUUUGCGCGAUAUAUCAGCCUGAAACAUGGGUAUUAAACACCUUUUCCAGCUCAUCCAGGCAGAGGCCCCAGAUGCCAUCAAGACUGGGGAGAUCAAGAACCAAUUCGGCCGCAAAGUGGCUAUUGAUGCGUCUAUGAGCAUAUACAGUUUCCUCAUUGCUGUUCGUUCCGAUGGCCAACAACUCAUGAGCGAGACCGGCGAAACCACAUCCCAUCUCAUGGGUCUCUUCUAUCGGACCCUUCGCAUGGUCGAGAACGGCAUCAAGCCCCUCUACGUCUUUGACGGAGCCCCACCGAAACUCAAGUCCGGCGAAUUAGCAAAGCGAUUCCAGCGGAAAUCAGAAGCACACGCUGCGCACGAAGAGGCCAAAGAGACAGGUACCGCUGAAGACGUCGAGAAGUUCUCGCGGCGAACGGUCAGGGUGACAAGGGAGCACAACCAGGAAUGUCAACGGCUCCUGAAGCUCAUGGGUAUUCCAUACAUCGUCGCUCCAACAGAAGCCGAGGCGCAAUGUGCCGUUCUUGCGCGAGCGGGAAAGGUCUAUGCCGCUGCAAGUGAAGAUAUGGAUACACUAACUUUCCAUUCGCCAAUUCUGCUACGACAUCUCACCUUCAGUGAGCAACGUAAAGAACCCAUCCUAGAGAUCCACCUCGACAAAGUCUUGGAGGGUUUGUCUAUGGAGUACGAGCAAUUCAUCGACCUCUGCAUUCUCCUCGGAUGCGAUUAUCUCGAUCCCAUCAAAGGCAUCGGCCCCAGCACUGCUGUUAAGCUCAUCCGCGAGCACAAGAACCUUGAAGGUGUCCAUGAGCACAUGAAAUCCUCAACAAAGUAUACUAUUCCGGAAGAUUGGCCUUUCCAAGACGCCCGAGCCUUAUUCCUCGAGCCUGACGUCCGCCCUGCCACCGAUCCGGAGUGCGACUUCAAGUGGGAAUCUCCUGACGUUGAAGGACUAGUCAAGUACCUUGUAGAGGAGAAGCACUUCAACGAGGAUAGGGUAAGGAACGGUGCAGCCAAACUGCAAAAGAACCUGAAGACCGCGCAACAGAGUCGAUUGGAGGGAUUCUUCAAGCCUGUCCAGAAAACAGACGAGCAAAAGGCGAACCUCAAGCGGAAAGCAGAACAGAAGGCCGAGGAGAAGAAAAAGAAGCAAAAGCAAGCAGCCAAGGAGAAGAAGGAGGCCAAAGCCAGGCCAAGGGGUGGUGCUUAAGGCAUCGAUAACAAUGAGCGAGAUUCGGCACAAUCGAGACAAGCGGAAGUUCUGCCACGGAGGGCUUAGUGAUGGCGUUUUAGGGUGCAUUCAAUAGCGAUCAUGGGGAAAUGGUGGGAUACCACUGGCGUUUUUUUUCCUUUCCUCAAAAUUUCAUCAUCUUUGACGAUACAAUUCGUAUCUGGAAUCCUCCCCUCCAGGGAGUCUCUUCGAGGAAACAUUAGCUUAUGCCUGCUCGGUAGAAACUGCAUGAGAAUACUACGCCUGCAAUUGCCCAAUUGCAUACUUUUCCG